GCCUUCAGUCAUGAGCUUAGUCACGAUUGGAUCUUUUGCCUCGCAGCCAUUCAUUCGGUUGCCUUGGCACAUCCAUUUCAUGCCAUUUUGCAGUGGACGACAUUGUCAACAACCCAACCAUGAUGUGUUAACUGAAAGCCGUUCCUUUGUCUCUUGAAACUUUACUAGUCUACAGUAGCAAAGCAACGAUGACAACAUCACUCCGUCGAGCCGACUUGUUGUCGCUGAGCAAUUUGCGGAAUGACGGUCGCAAACCAGAAGAAAUUCGUCGCUUGCGGGUCCAACUGGGUCCACUGGCAGGAGAAGCGGGUGGAUCCGCUUUGGUAGAAAUGGGAUUGACCAUGGCAUUGGCGGUCGUCAAGGGCCCCAUGGAAUGUCUGCGACGAUCGGAUGAAUUGCCCGAUCGUGCCAUUCUCGAUGUCAAAGUGUCUGCAGCGCCGUUUGGCUUUGGAACGGAUCGACGUGUUACCAACGCCAAUACGGAUCGACGAUUGGUGGAAGCGGCGCAUUGGUUACAAAAGGCCAUGGAAGCGACCGUCUUGUUGCAGUUGCAUCCCAAAUCUCGUAUUCAAAUUCACGUCCUCGUAUUAGCCGACGAUGGGGGACGACUCUGUGCCGCUAUUAAUGCCGCGACGUGUGCGCUGCUCGAUGCCGGGAUUCCCAUGAAGGACUUUUGUGUCGCUUGUACGGCCGGAUUGGACGAGGAUACCACCUUGGUAGAUCUCAAUCGAAGAGAAGAAUCCUCCAGCAAUGGACAACCCGCCGUCGUCUUGCCCUGUGCCAUGCUGCCACAACGAGGGACUGUCGUAUUGGCACAAUGCGAAGCACGAUUACCCAGUACCGACACGUUGCAUCGUGUACAAGCGGCCGCCAUGGACGGAUGUCGGGCCGUAUUUGAAAUUCUACAAGCCGCGGUUCGAGAACGAGCCACUACGUUGCUCUCGGCGCGAAAGGGACAUGCGUCCAUUGAAAAUGCAUUUCCAUGA
Seminavis robusta is the source of this 986-nucleotide messenger RNA. The record is from the annotation of a GenBank genome assembly. Lineage: Eukaryota; Bacillariophyta; Bacillariophyceae; Naviculales; Naviculaceae.